This is a messenger RNA of Drosophila suzukii, 711 nucleotides long. Lineage: Eukaryota; Metazoa; Arthropoda; Insecta; Diptera; Drosophilidae. The record is from RefSeq and is a predicted model, not a curated record.
UAUUUUUAGCAUAGGAUGUCGCAUCUCAGGGGAUUGGGGCGACUACUAAUCGCCGUGACCUUCUUCACGUGCGGAAUCUUCGUCAACAUUGGACAGCUUUUGCUGAUUAUUCUUGUGAGACCCUUCGACAAGCGACUCUCUAGAAGUCUUAUGUACUACCUCCAUUACUCUUUCUACAGCAUCCUAGUCUGUGUGGCGGAAUGGUAUGCAGGCAGCAAACUGCUGGUCUACAUUGAUCCCGAGGACGAGAAAAGGUUCUUUGGCAAGGAGCACGGACUGUUGCUGAUGAAUCACACUUACGAGACUGACUGGCUAACCGCUUGGAUUAUCACCAACUUCGACCGCAACUUCGAGAAGGACAAGAUAGUGAUCAAGAGUCAGCAGUUUUCCCAUCCGGAUCCGGUGUGGCUGUUACUCAAUGCUGAGGGCACUCGCUUCACUGCCGCCAAGCACGAGUUGUCCGUGAAGUUUGCCCAGGAACGAGGUCUUCCCGUGUUCAAGCACAAGGGAUUCACCACCAGUCUUCCAACCAUGCGGGGCAUCUGUCCUGCCAUCUACGACAUCAACCUGGCCUUCAAGAAGAAUGCUGAGCCAAGACCCACCAUGCUGUCCCAACUGUACAACUGUUCCCAAUCCCAAAAACAGAGCAGUUGGCCAGCGAUCACCAGUGUGAUCCCUACGUGCGAUCACCAUGGAUUGUCCAUGAAAUAA